GUAUAUAUAUAGACGACAGCCUACGCUCAUUUCUUCAUCUUUCCCAGCAAACUCACCAACUUGGGCUCUUCUUCAUAUUCAAGACUGCCAUCUGUAGUUUGUUCCGAGUUCUAGGCUUUUUAGUCUCCUGGGAGGAUUUGGUUUCUUUUUUCCCUUAUGUGUUCAGUACUUCAGUUAGGGCUUUCAUUUUAUUGAUUUACCCAAAAAAAAAAAAAAAAAAAACAAAUUCCGCCAGUCAUUAAUUUUUCUUUGUUGAAUUCUUUCCAUCAUGACCUAGAAAGUAGAAACAGUUUCCAUUGUUUUUCCAUCAUGUUUACCGUCCUCCUUUUCCUCAUUCUCCUUGUUUCUCUUCUUCUUCAGUUUCUUAAUUAUCUUCUACCACCACCUGCCCAAUCUCCAGCAGAUUCCCCGAACAUCCAAACACCUGCAUCUCCUUCAAACCCUAAGUCAGAACAUAAGGAAGUUCCAGCGGAUUCCACAAACAUCCAAAUACCUGCAUCUCCUUCGAACCCUAAAUCAGAACAUGAUGAAGUUCCAGCGGCUUCCACAAACAUCCAAAUACUUGCAUCUCCUUCAAACCCUAAAUCAGAACAUGAGGAAGUUCCAGCGGAUUCCCCGAACAUCCAAAUACCUGCAUCUCCUUCAACCCCUAAAUUAGAACAUGAGGAAGUUCCAGCAGAUUCCACAAACACCCAAACAGUGCUUUCAUCUCUUUCAGCCCCAAUGGAACAUGAGAAAGUUCCUCCAGCAGCUUCCUCUUCUUCGGGCUCAACAUUGGAGCAUGAUGUUGUAUCCCAUGAUGUCUUCCUCAGUUUUAGAGGUGAAGACACCCGCUAUGCUUUUACUGACCAUUUAUAUCAUGCUAUGAGGCGGCAAGGAAUUAAUGCAUUCAGAGAUACAGAAAAACUCGAGAGGGGACAUUCAAUUUCACCCGAUCUCUUGAAAGCAAUAAAAGAAUCCCGAAUUGCAGUCAUCAUUCUUUCAGCUAACUAUGCUACUUCAACAUGGUGUUUGGAGGAGCUUGCACAGAUUAUUGAAUGCAAAGAGUCGACGGGGUUGAAAGUUUUACCAGUUUUCUAUCACGUCGAACCAUCAGAAGUAAGGAAGCAAACAGGAAAUUUUCACCAGGCGUUUUGCAAGCAUGAAGAAACUUUCGAAGACAACCCGGAGAAGGUGAAGAAGUGGAGAGAAGCUUUAAAACAAGUAGCCAAUCUCUCCGGAUGGACUUUGAAAGAAAGAGGAGAAUCUGAAGUUAUUCAGACAAUAACUACAGAGAUAUUGAACACGUUGAAUAACAUGUGCUCAAGUGAUAACAAUGAUUUAAUUGGAAUGGAUGCUCGUAUAGAGAAACUAAUGUCUUACUUGGAUCUGGGGUCGAAUGAUGUUCGCCCCGUAGGGAUUGCCGGGAUGGGCGGCAUCGGAAAAUCGACUCUGGCAAAGGCAGUUUUUGAAAAGAUCCGUCACCAAUUUGAAUCUAGCUGCUUUAUUAAUAUUGCUGACGUUAGAGGGAAAUCCCUAGUUAAAUUGCAGAAACUUCUCUGUCAAAAUUUGCAGCUGGACAACCAUGAAAGUAUACAGAAUGAUUCUAUGGGGAUCAAUUUAUUAAGGAAACGAUUAAGUCAUAAAAGGGUGCUUAUCAUUCUAGAUGAUGUUGAUCAUACUAGUCAACUAGAAGCUCUCGUUGCCAAAGAAGACAAAGGAAAAAAGCCUUGUUUGGGUCCAGGGAGCAGAGUCAUUAUAACAACUAGAGAUACACACAAGCUGAAGGAAUUUGGAUUACUGGAAGAUGCUAUAUAUGAGGCUGAGAAGUUGACUGACAAGGAAGCUCUUCAGCUUUUAUGUCAGAAAGCUUUCAAGGAAAACCACGCUCCAGAUGAAUAUAGGGAACUGUCCAAUAGUUUUGUAAAAUAUUGCAGUGGCCUUCCUUUAGCUCUCAAAGUUCUGGGUUCUCACUUGUGUACGAGAACGGUUGAUGAAUGGUCAGCAGAAUUGGCUAGACUUGAUGAAGAUCCCCACAAAGAUAUUUUUUCUAUUCUUCAAUUAAGUUUUGAUGGAUUGAAGAAUACAGAGAAAGAUAUCUUUUUGGACAUAGCAUGUUUCUUCAGAGGCGAGAGUCAAUAUCGUGUAAGAAAGAUUUUAGAGAGCUGUGACUUUCAUCCUGGUGUCGGAAUAUCUGUCCUCGUUGAAAAACAUUUAAUUAAUGUUGAGGAAGAUAAACUGUGGAUGCAUGAUUUGCUACAGCAAAUGGGUUGGCACAUUGUUCGGCAAGAAUCUCCUGAGCCGGGAAAACGAAGCAGGUUGUGGCUUAAUGAGAAUUCCCAUGAGUAUCAACACAGCCGCCCGUGGUUUGAUGAAGAUACUCGUGAUGUAGUCACCGAGAAUCUGGGAAUAUAUGCUGUCCAAGGGGUAUAUUUGAGCGUGCUGGAAAAAGAAAAGAUACAAUUGAAAGCUGACCCCUUCUUAAAUAUGCGCAAGCUAAGAUUGUUGAAGAUUUGUAAUGUCAACUUGGUGGAUGUGCGAUUUGAAUAUCUGUCUAACAAGUUACGACUUUUGGAAUGGCAUGAAUGUCCUCUAGAAUCUCUGCCAUCCAGUUUUCGACCAGAUAAACUCGUCGAAUUGAAACUGCCCAACAGCCGCAUUGAAACACUGUGGAAUCAAAGACUCUGUCUGGAGAAGCUAAUACUGAUGGAUCUUUCCUACUGCCAAUACUUGGUCAAGACCCCGGACUUCAGUAAUUUCCCAAAUCUUGUAGAGUUGACUUUUGAAGGUUGUAGAAAAUUAUCAGAUGUUCACCCAACACUUUGGAGACUCAAAAAUUUGAUGAUAGCAAAUUUGAAAGAUUGCACGAGUCUAGAGAGGCUUCCCAAUUCCAUCAGCUUGCAAUCUCUUGCAAUUCUUGUUCUUUCAGGAUGUUCAAAACUAGAUGAGUUUCCGGAGAUAGUGGGAAACAGGGAAACUCUGGCAGCACUCUAUUUAGAUGGAACAGCUAUAAGAGAGCUGCCGACAACAAUCGGGUGCUUGAGUGGCCUAAUUAGGUUAAAUCUAUGUGCCUGCAAGAACCUUGUGGGUCUUCCAAGCUUCAUUUGCAGUUUGAAGUCUCUGAGAUAUCUGCGUCUGUCAUAUUCCUCACGCAUUGACCAACUUCCAGAAGACAUAGGGAGCUUGGAAAAUUUGGAGAAGCUUGAUGCUUGUUAUACUGCUAUAAGAAAAGUGCCUUCGUCCAUUGUACUUCUGAAGAAUCUGAAAUUAUUAUGUUUCCAUGGAUGUAGGCAGGUGCCCGGGGAAUGCUCUGAUGCAUCCUUGGGUUUGCAAUUGCCUAAGUCGUUCGCCGGUUUGAGCUCAUUGGAAACACUAUCUUUAGGUCAAUGCGAUCUUGCUGAAGGAGCGAUCCCUGAUGACAUUGGCUGCUUAUCCUCACUGAAAGUUUUAAGGUUGGAUGAAAACAAUUUUGUGAGUCUACCUGAAAGCAUCUCUCAACUUCCUAACCUUAGAGAAAUUCACAUCCCAAAUUGUAGCAAGCUUCAGUCUUUGCCAAAACGUCUUCCAAAGGAUGUUAAUGUUGAGGCUAGUGGAUGUCCCCUGCAGACAAACUAUCCAAACCAGCUUAACAUAUGGCUUUCUGAGGAGGGGAUCCGUUACAUAAAUUGUGGAAAUUCAAAGCAUGCAAGCUGUCCACUUCCAAUUCCCGAAGAACAAAUUGAAGAAUACUUACCCAAGUACCUUGAGGAUGAAAUUAUUCUUCAGCAGCACCUGCAGCUUCGUUACUUUCAUACAGAAAUUCCUGAUUGGUGUCGUCACAAGAGUAGUGGGUCUUCUGUAGUAGCCAUGCAAGUCUCUGAUCCUGAAAUUAUUAAGAGCUUGGGAGUAGCCCUGUUUGUUGUUUUUGAAAUCUUUGAGAGUGGUCACAAUUUUGAUAAGAGUUGGGAGUUGCAACAGACCCUUUGUACUUUUAAAGAUGACCAAGGACUUGAACUUAUCUAUAUCUUUAAAGAAUUUGAAAAAUUCCUGGCUGGAACACAUGUAUUAUUUUGCUAUGAGCCGCUAAAGUACUUUCACGUUGCUGGAAUGUUGAAUAAAGCAAGUCGACUUGAGGCUUCAGUUUCAACACAGAGACCAGAUCUGGCGAUUAAGUCUUGUGGGAUGCAACUGAUCUUUCAGGAAGAAGCUAAAGAGUUUGCUAAAAAAUUAAGUGAGGCUUGUAAUCCUCAGACGGAUUUCGAAUUUGGUAGACAUUGUAAGGAAUUGAUAAAGGCCAAGGGAAAGAAAAGCUCCGGUAAUAUAAUGGCACCAAAUGAAGCAGAAAAGAUUAGCUGGAAAUUUGAUUUUAACAUGCACCAGGGAGAACAUCUACAGUUGUUGCUUUCAAAAGUCUAUGAGGAUUUCAAUCGGGACAUCAUAUAUAAUGCAACUUACCCUCAUUGCGCUAAACUUCUGGAGUGGUUCGGUGAUCAUCAUCUCAGUAGGGGACCUUCAGUGAAAAUCCCGUUACCACCAUCUCUAUCUACUGAUGGGAAUUGGAUAGGAUUGGCUCUAUGUGCACGUUUUUCAGACCACGAGAAUCAAACUACCUCCAUAGACAAAGUGAAUCCAGAAAUUGCUGAGCUUGUUUGUCAUUUGGAAACUGAGAACAGUGGUUUCGAACAUCUUCACCACUAUCGACCAACCAAUGAAGAACUCAAGCGGUUAUGUCCUACAGAAUACAUUUGGCUAUCUUAUAUACCACGUCAGGGGUAUCUAGAUCAGUUAAAUGAGUGUGACCUCUUGGAGGCUUCAUUUGCCAGCGAAAGCCGAGGAUUAUUUGCUGAAGAAUGUGGUCUCCGUCUUGUCUACCAGCAUGAUGAGCAAGAGUUUAAGAAUCUGUGUACCUUCAUGAACUCGUUUCUGGACAAAAGAUCUGAAAGGUUGGAAGAAUAUGAGGCUCCCAAGAAGGGUAAACACGUUGUAGAAUCUGAUUUCAACAUGCACCCGAGAGAAGAUCUACAGUUGCUGCUUUCAGUGCUCUAUAAGGGGUAUCUAGAUCAGUUAAAUGAGUGUGACCUCUUGGAGGCUUCAUUUGCUAGCGAAAGCCGAGGGUUGUUUGCUGAAGUGUGUGUUCUCCGUCUUGUCUACCAGCAUGAUGAGCAAGAGUUUAAGGAUCUGUGUAUCUCCAUGAACUCGUUGCUGGACAAAAGAUCAGGAAAGUUGGAAGAACAAGAGGCUCCCAAGAAGGGUAAACAAGUUCUAGAAUCUGACUUCAACAUGCACCCGAGAGAAGUUCUACAGUCGUUGCUUUCAGUACUCUAUGAGGGACCAUAUGGACGUGAAAAGGACUUUGGCCUUUUUUUUCCUCAUAAGGUAGUUCCUUUCUGGUUUUUCCAUCACUAUGCAGGGGACGUGGCACUGUGCGACUUUCCUCUGGACUUAUCUGUUGAUCAGAGAUGGGUCGGUUUAGAACUAUUUGUUAUGGUUUCGAGUGGUUACACUAUCAAUGUUGAAUCCUUUCUUGAUGUUGAUUUGUGUUCCAAUGAAAUUAGCACAGUAAGCACAUCCGUAAUGAUAAACAUUUGUCUGGGGUCAGAUCAACUUGUUGUAAUCCAUAUACCACGAGUGCGUUUUCCGGAGCAGUUGAAUCAAUGUCACGGUAUCAGCGCAUUGUUUAGAACCACCACUCCAGAUAUGAGGGUUCGAAUGUGUGGAAGCCGUUUACUAUACGAGCAAGAUUUGGAAGACUUGAUCCGUGCAAUAACUGUGUGCACAUUAGACAGUCAAGAUGUCAUUGAUUCACUUUGUCAGCACAUCCAACAAUUACUUGGAAGUAACUUGCUGGAGGAACCUUCUGAUCAUGUAGUAGCAGUUGAAACCGUUGAGCAGAAUUCAGUGGAAGGAGAAACUGAGGUUGGUCGCAGAAAUGAUCAUUCCUCCACUGAAAGGGAGGACUUGAUUCAGGAACGGAGAGAGAAAGUCUUCACUUCAAUAUUGCACAACUACAGAUCUUAUCUCCAACAAAAGCAUGGUUGUAUAGAGUCGGAAAGAAUUAUAUCCCAUUCUGAAGGCUAUCUUUUGGACGAUGGAGAUCCAAAGCCGGUGUUUGCCACGCAUCAUUUACAUGUAAUGGUUGAGACUCGACUCUAUGGGAGCCUUAGCUCAGAAGAUUGGAAACAAUCUCUCGAGUCAUUGCUUCAGUAUUUCAAGGGGGCCACUCUCAGUGUCAAAGGACAAAUGAUUGCUGUUUUAAAUCCGUUCACUCCUUCCUCAGUAAACAACUUUUGUUUCCCUCGAAAGGAACUUCCAGGAUGGUUCACGCAACAGACGAGAAUGCCCAGGAUUGGAUUGAUCAUAGACCCACUUGUAUGUGAUAAUGAGAAUUGGAUGGGAUUUGCUGUGUGCGCUACUUUUUCAGUCCACGAGCAUCCAAGUGCUGUCCUUGACAACCUGGCCACAAGGACUUUCAACGUUAUGUGUCAUUUGGCAGCAUCGGAUGGACGAUGUUUGAGUCCUGCCCCGGUGUUUACCAUAACAAAAGAGAAAUUCAAGUGGCUACAUCUUCGUGGAUUUAUGUGGCUAACCUACAUACCUCGUACUUAUCUUGCGGAGUUCAGAGAAGUACGUGAUGCAGAAGCUAGAAUUUAUAAUGAUUGCCCAGGAUUGAUGAUGACAAGGUGGAGUAUCCGUUCCUUAUUCAAGCAAGAUGUGAAGGAAUUUAAUAAAGCAAUAGUCCAGUGCUGGACUUCGUUCUUCGACAAUUUGGAUCUCAUCCGUCAGUUUGUCGAGGCAGAUGAAAAUGAACAGUCACAUUAUUCUGAUAGAGGGGAAACCAGUACCAGUAAAAUCUUGACGCCCAAAAGACAUGUGAAGGAUUUCAAUCGGGACUUCAAAUAUAAUGCAACUUACCCUCAUUGCGCUAAACUGUUGGAGUGGUUCGGUGAUCACACAAGGGGCCCUUCAGUGAAAAUCCCGUUACCACCAUCUCUAUCUAGUGAUGGGAAUUGGAUAGGAUUAGCUCUAUAUGCACGUUUUUCAGACCUCGAGAAUCAAACUACCUCCAAAGACAAAGUGAAUCCAGAAAUUGUUGAGCUUGUUUGUCAUUUGGAAACUGAGAACGGUAGUUUUAAACAUCUUCACCACUAUCAACCAACCUAUGAAGAAUUCAAGCGGUUAUGUCCUACAGAAUUCAUUUGGCUAUCUUACAUACCACGUCAGGGGUAUCUAGAUCAGUUAAAUGAGUGUGACCUCUUGGAGGCUUCAUUUGCUAGCGAAAGCCGAGGGUUGUUUGCUGAAGUGUGUGUUCUCCGUCUUGUCUACCAGCAUAAUGAGCAAGAGUUUAAGGAUCUGUGUAUCUCCAUGAACUCGUUGCUGGACAAAAGAUCAGGAAAGUUGGAAGAACAAGAGGCUCCCAAGAAGGGUAAACAAGUUCUGGAACACCCUGAACCUGAGAUUGUAUGGGGAUCUAAUGCAGAGUGGAAUCUGGAGAUCUGCGACGACCCAAAAACGAGACGUCGGUGAAGCCUCUUUCAAAAAAUUUCAGAUUUGGAAUGUUUUAUUUCUUUGUUAAGUUUUUGUUUGUGUGUGUGUCAUUUGAAGUGAUACCAAUAAAAGUCGAUCAUGCUUUCUGUUUAUGGUCGCUGCAAGAUGGCAUGUUGCUGCAUUUCUAGUUAUUGGAAAAGGUUUCGGUCUA
Molecule: messenger RNA, 7654 nt
Organism: Rosa chinensis
Lineage: Eukaryota; Viridiplantae; Streptophyta; Magnoliopsida; Rosales; Rosaceae
Exons: 10
Coding region: 310-7482 (2390 amino acids)
Biological process (GO): signal transduction; defense response
Molecular function (GO): ADP binding
Source: RefSeq, a predicted model, not a curated record